AAUGAAAGAACAGCAAAAUAAAAAUGGGGAUUCCCAAAUCAAGUUUGUUAGGACAACUGCGAUAUUGCCUAAGAAAAACCGAGAUCAAAAUAAGCAUCUGGUACCAACCGAUGAAAAUGAAGUCCCAUACUUUCAGGCGGUUGAUAAAAUAAUCAUGAGGGAGAUGGUAAAGGCAAAAUCCACUGACUGUUUUAAGAAAGAUGCUACUUCAGAAGAUCCUCCAGCUGCCACAGACGAGGAGCAGGUGAACUUUGAGGCCAAACCAGAAGAUGACUCUUCAGACUUGUACUCGGUGAUGAUCCCUCUUGACAAAUUUCACAUUGAAAAGCGAGAGAAGGUGAACAAGAUGAUCAAAGGACGCUUUGAUUUGAAGAUUAAUUAUGAUCUUCCGAUGAACCAAUAAAGGUACAGAGCCUCGCUGAGGAGCCAAUAGCAUUUUACGUGCAUAAGAAUCGUCAAUUCGUGCAGCGUUUGAAGACCAAAUUCGACAUCAACAGGCUGAGGAAUAGAGAAGUCAACUCUCCUUUCGGAAUUUCGAAAUCAAGGCUUAG
Messenger RNA from Moneuplotes crassus, 551 nucleotides. NCBI's taxonomy places the organism in Eukaryota, Ciliophora, Spirotrichea, Euplotida, Euplotidae. The record is from the annotation of a GenBank genome assembly.